ACGUAUACUAAUUUUAUUGGCAUGUAGAAAAAAGUAGCAAUGUUCUAUUAGAGAGAGAAAAAAAAACACAAAAAAAAAGGGAAAAAAUAGCAAUAUUUUAUUAGAGAGAAAAAGGCAAAAACAGAAAAAGAAAAGUUGCAGAAAGGAAUAUACUUGUAUCAUAUAUAUGCAGAAGUACAAGUUUAUCGGAGGAGGAGGAGGAGGAGGGUGGUGAAAUUUUCCGGUGGCUGACGUCGAAUGUGGAAUCCCACAUAAUCCCAAAUUCUCUUGUUAUUCUGAUUUUCGUAUCUUUUCCAAAAUAAGUACUUAUCCUUUUUCUUUUUCCUUUUCCUGUUGGAUGACGAUUUUCCAAAAAUUCCAAUCGUACUAGGAAAAGCAAUCUUCUUUAUUCGCACAUUAUAUUUUAGAUUUGAGUGAAUGGCCUUGGCAUUGCAAAUUUGCAAAAAAGUGGAAUCUCCACAUUCAAAUCAACCAUUCUCCAUCAUCUCUACCGCCCUGUAAAUUACAAUAUAAUGCCGAUGCUGGCGACUCAAAUCACCGCCAAUAAAACCCCAGGAUUAGAGAAAGGGGAAAAAGGAUCCCACAAGGCCGUGAAACGAUCUUCAAAUAAUUUGAAGAAGUUAUUUACUAAAGCAUUAAGUUCCACCGGGGUUAAAUACAUCUUCAAAUCCAAAACUAAGCCGCCUAAGACUCCUAUUGAUGUUGUUCGCCGGGUGACGUUCCUACUGGCCGCCCUUGACUCUUUUGAAGACAAUGUUGAUCCUAAGCGUUUUGAUAAGAUGCAAGAAUUGGAUUCUCUUUUACAUGAGAUGAAAUCAAUCUUGUAUGGAAGUAAUGAAUGUGAACCUGCUGUUGAAGCCUGUGCGCAACUGACUCAGGAACUUCUUCGAGAUAAUGCACUGCGUCUCAUCAUUCUUUGUCUUCCUAAAUUGAACUUGGAGGCCCGUAAAGAUGCCACGCGUAUUGUUGCGAAUUUGCAAAGGCAACCAGUUAAUUCACGUUUGAUUGCUUCUGAUUACUUGGAAGCCAACCCGGACCUUAUGGAUCAUUUGGUAUCUGGGUAUGACGAUCCUGGUCUUGCUUUGCAUUAUGGAGCAAUGUUGAGGGAGUGUAUUCGACAUCAAGUUGUUGCAAGAUAUGUGUUGAGGUCGGAGCAUAUGAAAAGGUUCUUUGACUACAUGCAAAUCCCAGAAUUUGAUGUCGCUGCAGAUGCUACAGCGACCUUUAAGGAGCUUAUAACCAGGCAUAAGUCCACAAUUGCCGAAUUUCUCUUUGAAAAUUAUGACUGGUUCUUUACCGAGUUUAAUGCAAAGCUUUUGGAAUCAGCAAACUACAUUACCAGAAGACAAGCUAUCAAGCUUUUGGGAGAUAUUUUGCUUGAUCGCUCAAAUUCUCCUGUGAUGACACGCUAUGUUAGCUCAAAGGAUAAUUUAAGGAUUUUGAUGAAUCUUUUGAGGGAGUCUAGCAAGAACAUUCAGCUAGAUGCGUUCCACGUGUUUAAGCUUUUUGUUGCCAAUAGAAAUAAACCUUCUGACAUUGUCAACAUACUCGUGGCCAACAGAAGCAAGCUUUUGCGCUUCUUUGCAAGUUUCAGGAUUGAUAAAGAGUUUUGUUUGUUUGCAGAAGAUGAACAAUUCGAGGCUGAUAAAGCUCAAGUUGUGAAAGAAAUUGCACAACUUGAAGCGAUAGGACCUCUUUUCUCAGGAGAACUGCAUAAGUUCCCCCCUACACCUACUGCUUCAGGAGAACUAUAUAAGACACCGACUGCGCGCAUAAGACAACUUAUGUAAUUUCCAAAAACUAUGUUGAAGAAUAGUAUAAACUUGGAAGGAGACCAACAACCGUAAAUGCUUUAGUAUAUGGGUCAUUGUUUUACGAAUCAUACAAAAAAAUAUUUUUUUUCUGUUUUCUCUGAUAUGCUGCUGAUCAACGAAUACUAAUUGCAGUAGAGUGGUAUAUAUCUCUGUUCAGAUUAUUUGAAAGAGCAGAGAAUUGGUUGAGAAG
Messenger RNA from Nicotiana attenuata, 2004 nucleotides. RefSeq names its product putative MO25-like protein At5g47540. The coding region runs from base 513 to 1790 and encodes 425 amino acids. Gene Ontology annotation, biological process: intracellular signal transduction. The transcript is spliced from 11 exons. NCBI's taxonomy places the organism in Eukaryota, Viridiplantae, Streptophyta, Magnoliopsida, Solanales, Solanaceae. Gene Ontology annotation, molecular function: protein serine/threonine kinase activator activity. The record is from RefSeq and is a predicted model, not a curated record.